AUGGAAUAUGACAAAAAUGUCAAGGACACCCAAGUCGACACUAACUCGACGCCCAGCGAGUCGGCCGAUGCCGUGAUUACCGAGUUCCCGCCUUCGACCGGUCACAUCUACGGCUCCGUAGAGCCGCACGUCUUCUCGCACCCGGCCCGAGCCGAAUAUUGGAGGAAUGUCUAUGACAAUGCAAAGUACGAGUGCAGACACAGGUUCGAUCCGUCGUUCCAGUGGUCUCCUCUGGGUGAAGUUACCGUUAAAAGGAAACUGGACUGGCGAAUCAUGCUCUGGGUUUGGAUUAUGUUCUCGUCCCUCGAUCUCGUCCGUCGCAACAUCAACCGCGCCGUCUCUGACAAUAUGCUCGACGAUAUUGAUGUCAAUACCAAUGACUACAAUACGGGCCAGACCAUUUACUUGGUCAGCUUCCUCGCUGCCGAGCUGCCCGGCGGUCUGAUCAGCAAGAAAGUCGGGCCGUUUCGGUACACGCCCGCUGUCAUUGUUCUUUGGGGCUCACUGUGCAUGACCCAAGCCGCAAUCAAGGCUAGGUGGAGCUUCUGGCUUCUUCGUGCUUUGUUGGGUGUUGCACAGGGAGGGUUCAUCCCAGAAAUGGUUUGGGACCUAUAUAUCCCGCCAGCACUGGCCAUUGCUAACAAUUAUGGGCAGAUCCUGUAUCUCUCGUACUUCUACAAGGGCAACGAACUAGCCGUCCGCUUGAGCAUUUUCUACACUGCUAUCCCGUUGACCCAGAUCUAUGGCAGUCUGCUUGCGGCUGGCCUCCUGGAAAUGCGAGGAGUUCUAGGCUGGGGGGGCUGGCAAUGGCUAUUUCUUAUUGAAGGCCUCAUAUGUGUCCUCAUUGGAAUUGCCGCCUUCUUCGUCAUGCCUCCUUCAAUAACCGAGCCCGCCUUGGCGUUCAAGCGCCCAGACGGUACCAACAAAUGGUGGACGGAAGAGGAGGAAAAAAUCCUCGUCAACCGCCUGCUUCGCGACGACCCAACGAAGGGUGACCUGAAUAACCGUACGGCGGUGACCCUUAGGGGCAUCUGGCAAACACUGUCCAACUUUGACCUGUGGCCCAUCUUCAUCGUUGGUAUUUUUGCUUGGAUUCCCUUCCAGCCGACCUCGAAUUAUCUCUCCCUCAUCCUGCGAGGAAUGGGUUAUACCGUGUUCCAAUCGAACUUGCUGGCCAUCCCCGGCUACGCGCUUUUCGCCAUCAAUGUCGUUGUAUUUGGCCAGAUAUCGUCCAGACUGAAUGAGCGGUUUCUCGUAGCGGCCUGUAGUAAUCUCUGGAUGCUGCCGUUCUUCUGUGCUCUCGUCGCCCUAAAGCCAGACACGAACCCCUGGAUUCGAUAUGCCAUGUUGACUGGCAUCAAUGGAAUCCCUUACACCCAUUCUAUUCUUGUGGGCAUGGUCAGCCAGAAUGCGAAGGCAGUUGGCCGUCGAGCUGUGGCAGCGGCGAUCUACAACAUGACCUACCAAGUAGGCAGCAUCGCCGCCGUCAACAUCUAUCGCGAAGGCGACAAACCCUAUUACUACACUGCAAACAAAGGCCUUAUUGGUCUCUGCGUAGUCAAUAUUGUGCUCUUUGUCCUGGCAAAGCUCUACUACGUGUGGCGAAACCGGGUUUUGGCCAGGCAAUACGUGGAUUUGUCUGAGACCGACAAGGCCCGCUUCUUCGAUGCCCGCUUCGUGCAUUGA
Messenger RNA from Fusarium falciforme, 1686 nucleotides. RefSeq lists its product as hypothetical. Gene Ontology annotation, cellular component: membrane. The transcript has 6 exons. Lineage: Eukaryota; Fungi; Ascomycota; Sordariomycetes; Hypocreales; Nectriaceae. Gene Ontology annotation, molecular function: sulfate transmembrane transporter activity. The coding region runs from base 1 to 1686 and encodes 561 amino acids. The record is from RefSeq and is a predicted model, not a curated record. Gene Ontology annotation, biological process: transmembrane transport.